Pistacia vera is the source of this 1714-nucleotide messenger RNA. RefSeq lists its product as uncharacterized. The record is from RefSeq and is a predicted model, not a curated record. The coding region runs from base 336 to 1331 and encodes 331 amino acids. Lineage: Eukaryota; Viridiplantae; Streptophyta; Magnoliopsida; Sapindales; Anacardiaceae. The transcript is spliced from 7 exons.
CUAAUCACGGAGAGUAAUCAUCAUUCAUGAAUAGCCGAACCACCUAAUUACCUCCACAACAGACCGUAUUAUUGUUAAACUGGAUCGUCAUUAAAACAGUAGUUUAGUUUUAACUCAACGUUACUUAAAAGCUUUAUUUUUUCCUUGUUGAUUUUAGUUCCCCAGGCCACAAAAAGCCCAAAUUAGCAACCACAGACGAACUCGUGCGGCGUGUUUAAAACACAAUCAAUUAUUGAUUCAUGCGAUAGAUCUGUAGAAGACACGAAAGAUUUUUGAUUCGACAGAGAAGAGAGAGAAGGGAUAUGGUGUGAUGAAGUUUAAGGAAGCGGAAAGAGAUGGCGAGAGGAGAGUGGGGUCCGUGGGGAUAUCAAGGGAGGGGUAAAUGGUGUUGUUCUUAUAAGAAAACCACUCUUAUUGUUUGUUCUAUCAACAUUGUUAUCGCUCUCUACGUUCUUCGCUCAAUCUACGGUUCUAUUUAUGUUUUUUCCAACAAUGAUUUAAAUGUUGUAAAGUACACCCCAGAUCAGAUUAGGAAAAUGGAAGAAUCAAUACGGAUUCGAAGAGCUAAUGAACCAAUAGAGCUUGUUAAAUUGUUAAAGGAAUCAAAGCAAGACUUUUCAGAAGAAUCAAUGGUUGAAUUGCCGCGGCCUGUUAAGGAGAGGAUGACUGAUGAGAUCCUGCGGAGGUUGCGAAGCUUGAAUGCAACGGGAGAUGAAGAUGCACAAAGAGAAGCAGUUGAAAGCUGGCGCAAAGAAAAACUAGAAGAAGCCAAACAGUUGAGUGUUGGAAGACAGGGAAUGAAUUCAACUAUUUUGCAAGAGGAAGCUAGAAUGCUAGUAAGAGUCUUGGAGUCUGAUUGGGAUGCACUCUCAGAAGAAAUUGGCCUUUGGAUACCCUCUGAAAUCACUCACCAAGAACAUGAUGAUAAACCUGAGGAAGCAGAAGAAGAAGAGCUUGAGGAUGAAAUUUUGCCUGGCAGACCAGUUCCACCUGAGUGUAAUGCUCAACUUCAUACAGAUUAUGAUGGUACAGCUGUCAGAUGGGGUCUUACGCACCACAAAGAGAGUGCAGCUGACUGCUGUCAAGCUUGCUUAGAACAGGCAAAGCGUGCAAAGCCAGGUCAAAUGAAAUGCAAUAUAUGGGUUUAUUGCCCAGCUGAGACAGGUUGCCAUUCCCCGGAUAUCUAUGAACAUAAAAAUCAGGAGUGCUGGCUGAAAUAUGCAGAGAAGCCCAAAUUAAACUUUAAGGACAAGUAUUCUGAAUCAUAUAGAAAUUCUCACCCAACUGCACCUUUGUUUGUUCCUUGGGUGUCUGGAGUCGUUAGUGUGUGAUUGGAUUUUGCGAAAAGAGUGAGUGGUCAAUCAAGAAGUAUGUUGACCUGCAACCUCAUUCCGUUUUAGGGAUAGUCAUCAAGUUACACACUCCUUGAAAUCCUACAAAAUUCAUCUUGUAACAACAAUCAACUGAAAUCCAUGUCUCAUACUCUGAAUUUAGACUUUUGUUUAUUGUUCUCUAGGUUUGUUUUGGGAAAGGAAAGGGAUAGGGAGUGUGAUACUGUGAUUCCAUGACUAUAUAUAACUCUAUUUUUUUGUAAUACGGAAUGUAAUUUAAUGGUCUUGGCAAAGAUGAUUCUAAAUUGGAACAUCUAAUGCCAGAGCAAGGUGACAUUCUAAUGCCUAUUUACCUUCUUGCUACUGUUUUUUGUUUUAUUUUA